Protopolystoma xenopodis is the source of this 318-nucleotide messenger RNA. Lineage: Eukaryota; Metazoa; Platyhelminthes; Monogenea; Polystomatidea; Polystomatidae. The record is from the annotation of a GenBank genome assembly.
AUGUGGCUCAACCGAAUCCGCCGCUCCACCCGAGAUCUUCCUAAGGACGGCCCUUCACAGAAUGCCCCUCCGUCAACGCCAGGUUUGCCGAUUAGUCUUUUACCGUCCGACCGGCGCGCCAUUUUCGAACAAGAGAACCUUCUUUAUGAACUUAAGUUUGUGAAGCGGGCAAGGGCCCAUAAAAACUUUUGCGUGGCCAAACGGAGAUUGGCCUGGUUUCGAAGCCAACAAGACGAAUUGACACAUUUGGAAGCAACCUUGAAGCGGUUGACAGCAGAUACCAGCCGGGAAGAGGCUCGCCUAUUGGAAAUAAGGUAG